AUGAACAGAGGUUCAUUCUCUUCAUCUUCUUCAUCUUCUCCCGACGGCCCCCCUCGUCGUCAAAUGGAUGGCAGUCCAUUGUCGACUUUCCGCGACAGCAGAGUCUCUCGUGCCUCGGUUCUUCCUUCAGUCGUUUUGCCAUAUCUACGUCGCCUCGACCUUGGGGAUACUUCUGGUCUCCCUCUCAAAGAUCCGAUGCUGGUCCUCAAGCUUUCUUCACAAUCCUUUUUGGAUAGCGAUAUCAAAGACGACAUUUCUCGGGUCCCCCUGUACACUAUCAGGACUAACGGUACUCAAACCAGCGUUGUUCGCUCAGAUCCCUGGAAUGGAAAUACCACCAUAGCAGAAGUUGAAUGGCCUAUCUUAGAUCCUAGCAAAGCCAAAGGCAAACAGCUAGAUGGUGUUACCAUCCAGAUGCGAAGUGGGCGGCAAAAACAAGCAGAUACAUUUCUGAGGCCAGGCUCAAUUCUGAGCGCCCCGCGCAAGUUCAAGAUUCCCGGAUAUUCACGUUCUUUGAAAUGGAAGGCUGUCGGAUCGUCCUACUGGUGCCUAGCUGCCUCUGCGAAAGGUCCCAUCGCGAUUUUGGAACGAGGUGCAGAAACCAUGCCUCCAAUAAUCAAGGUCUUCGAAACAUUACACGAUAAAUACGACACCCGUCCCAUGUUGGUCCACCAGGGUGUCUCCAUUCUUCUCCUGGACUAUGUAAUGGUUACCGCUCUCCUUUUGACUACCGACAUACAAGAAUGGAUGGUUGUUCAAAAGCAUGACGGAGAAGUCAAUCAUGAACUUCCUCCCGAAGUAUCCGGUAGUGACGACUUUGGUCCUAGGUCAGCCCCACCUGCGUCAACUUCGGCCUUGCAGUGGAGAAAGGUUCUUUACGGUGUCCCACUCUAUCCGAAGCGACAGUCGAGUGCAUCUACUGCCUCGCACGUACGCUUUCCUGGGAACCUUAAUCAAAUUGCCAAAAUCGUGAAUGGCGAGCCAAUGUAUCCAUCUCUGUAUAGAGAGAGCUCGAGUAUCGAUUUCUCAUCUUCCGAGAGUGAAAGCGAUCAGGAGACUGAGUCUGAAGACAUCCUUGAUACGAGGGUUCAGCCGUCUUCGACUCCGUCCCGCGCACCAAGUCCCUCUGCCGAAUCUGUUCUCUACCCUCUCACGACAGCCUCUGCACCAUCUCACACUUAUCUAGACCCAUCCUUCUACAAUGAAUAUGGUAUCCCUCCCGUUCCUCCUCUCCCUGCGGAAUAUGUUGCUUCGCGCAACCUGGUUAGUCCCGUUUCCGCGUCGGCUUCUCGACGGCCUAGGGAGCUUCCUAGACCGCCUUCCCAGCACUCAGCGACACAUCGUUCUCGUUCUAGUCCUCCAAGACCCCAUACAAGUCCCUCUAGCCCCGCUGAACCAUACAGUGCUGAUUUUACUCCAGACCGCAGGCGACCCUCUGUCGACUCAACUUUCUUGAGUCGCAAUAACUCACAAUUUCAGAGGACGUUACCUGAGCUUCCUCCAAUUUCUUUACAGGCCUCAACAAGUCACUCACCACUUCGUCAUAGUCAAAGCAGCACACGGCCAAUGAAUUCUCGGACGAGGGAAAAACGUUCAUCACAGUGUCCUCGCCGUACGCUUCCCCCAACGCCGACAGCAGUGUCACACCCAGAUUGGAUGACUGGCUUGCGGAUCCGGAAACGGUCACAUAAUGAGUUGGCACAGUGGUUUCACAAUGGUCACGACUCUAUGCCAACUCGUUAUGAUGACCACAGACAAUCGAUGGUGUUCGAUGCACUCGAUUGUCCGCCGCCAGCAUAUAAUUCCCUCGAAUUUGCGGCCGGCACGUCUUUGAAUAUUGCUCCCUCGUCGUCUCUGCCGCCGCCGCCGCCUCCUAUGCAUGAUAUGCAAGGAGUCUUACAAUAA
Molecule: messenger RNA, 1905 nt
Organism: Lentinula edodes (shiitake mushroom)
Lineage: Eukaryota; Fungi; Basidiomycota; Agaricomycetes; Agaricales; Omphalotaceae
Exons: 3
Coding region: 1-1905 (634 amino acids)
Source: RefSeq, a predicted model, not a curated record